AUGACUGAAGAUCCGCACAUCUCCCUUGCAGACCUCCCAGAUGGCUCCCAGGUGCACAUGGACUUUUUUGAUUCCUCGUGGUUCCAGAAACAGAGUCCAACCCGUGCUCUUCCCUCUCCUGAAUAUGUGCGAUCCUUUUCAAUACCAGGCCAGCGACUUCGGCCUGUAGUAUUCGAGGACUUAGCCCUCAUCGUCAAACACGGGCCAAAUGUUUCCACGUCGGAAGCCAUAAGUCUUUGGGCAAUGCGAAAAGUAUUUCAUGAUCAAGUUCCAGUGCCGGAAGUGUACGGCUGGAGAGUAGUUGGAGGGGAGGGAAAGAUUCCUGAGGUCUUCAUCUAUAUGCAGCUCAUUCAUGGUCCUACUCUCGAGCAACGAUGGGACUCGAUGUCUCACGACGACAAACAAAUGGUGUGCGUGGAUCUCGAUAACAUCGUGUCUCAAUUCCGCAAACUCAAGCAGAACGGAUCGGAGCAAGUCAUUGGAUCACUAUCUCAAGGCGCUGCCCCAGAUCGAUGCUUAGAGUUUCUACCACUGCUCAGGCCUUUUUCUACUCGUGCCGUUUUUCACGACUGGCUCUCCUGGUUGUGGCGACGGCACGUUCCUGAUCCACAGAGUAUUGAGGAUCCUUGGAGGAAUCUACUUCCAGAUGAUGGGCCUAUAGUAUUCACACAUGGAGACCUCCGUCCAGCUAAUAUCAUCGUCAGCGCUACGAGUCCUGCUAGGGUCGUGGCGAUAGUUGACUGGGAGCAGGCUGGCUGGUAUCCUGACUAUUGGGAGUACUGUAAGGCCAGUUUCACUGCGGUAUACAACGGAGAAUGGCGUGCAUGGAUUGGUUCAUUCGUUGUACCACAUGAAGAUGCGUUGGAGGCUUUUGAUUUUUAUACUAAUACUUUGGGCAUAUUUUGA
This is a messenger RNA of Dothidotthia symphoricarpi CBS 119687, 906 nucleotides long. Its product is annotated as phosphotransferase enzyme family protein. NCBI's taxonomy places the organism in Eukaryota, Fungi, Ascomycota, Dothideomycetes, Pleosporales, Dothidotthiaceae. Bases 1 to 906 code for a protein of 301 amino acids. The record is from RefSeq and is a predicted model, not a curated record. The transcript is spliced from 2 exons.